Trichechus manatus latirostris (Florida manatee) is the source of this 8424-nucleotide messenger RNA. It is a transcript of the gene STK38L, whose product is annotated as serine/threonine kinase 38 like. NCBI's taxonomy places the organism in Eukaryota, Metazoa, Chordata, Mammalia, Sirenia, Trichechidae. The transcript has 14 exons. Gene Ontology annotation, molecular function: ATP binding; protein serine/threonine kinase activity. Gene Ontology annotation, biological process: peptidyl-serine phosphorylation; intracellular signal transduction. The coding region runs from base 4407 to 5819 and encodes 470 amino acids. The record is from RefSeq and is a predicted model, not a curated record.
AUAUUUAUAGCAGCAUUAUUCAUAAUAGCCAAAAAGUGGAAACAACCCAAAUAUCCAGCAGUGAAUGAAUGGAUAAACAAAUUAUGACAUUCAUACAGUGGAAUAUUAUUCAGCUCCUUUUUGUGACUGAACUUGAAAAACAUUGUACUAAUUGAAAUAAGCCAGACACAAAAGUUCACAUAUUGUAUGAUUCCUUUUAUAUGACAUAUCCAGAACAGGCAAAUCCAUAGAGACAGAAAGCAGAUUGGAGGUUACCAGGGGAGUGAUUACUUAAUGGGUAUGGGGCGUUUUUAUGGAGUGAUGAAAAAAUUUUGAAACUAGGCAGAGAUGGUAGUUGUACAGCAUUGUUAACACACUAAAUACCAUUGAAUUGUAUACCUUGUGUGGUUGAUUGUAUGUUGUAUGAAUUUCAUCUCUUAAAAAAAAGGUUGAUAUGCAGUCAAAAUCCCAGCAGUAUUUUUAAUUGACCUUUACAAGCAGAUUCUAAAAUUCAUAUGAAAGAGUAAGAAUUUUAGGAAAAAAGGAAAAAGGGGAGGGGCUUGCACAACCACAUGUCAAAAUAUAUUAGUAUUGUUGUUAGUUGCCCUAGAGUUGGCUCCAUCUCAUGGUGACCCCACGUCUGCAGAGUAGAACUACACUCCAUAGGGUUUUCAAGACUGUGACCUUUCAGAAGCAGAUCGCCAGUACUUCUUUGAGGCACCUCUGGGUGGGUUUGAACCACCAGUAUUUGAGUGCUUAACUCUUUGCACCACCCAGGAAUUUCAAAUUAUAUGAGUAUGAAAAUAAAAUAGUUUGGCUUAGCUACAGUAAUAAGUAGCUUAAUGGAACAGAGUAGGUUCUCAAAAUGGACUGUUGCCAAAUGGUUAUCUAGUGCAAAAUCUCUAUAGUUGCUUGUAUGCACUCUCCCAAAGUCUUAGUGGACAUAUUUUCUUCCUUUGUUUUUUCUAAAUGUUUGCUGCAUUCUUAAGUAUGACUUUCUUUGGUUUUGUGAAACCUUGGGGUUGUUAUUUUUCCAUGAAUUUCAUAAUGGAAAGAGAUAAGAAAAAUAAAAUUUAUUAUUAUGAAUAACUUGAUGCUCUCAGGAACAAAGUCGUCUAUAAAGGGAGGCUUACGCAUUUGAAAAUGAAGGUCAGAUGAGAGGCAACAUAUAGCUUAAUGGAUUAUGAGCUUUGGCUCUGGUAUGAGGUAGACUAGGUUCCGUUUACUAGCUGUAUGUCUUGGGGCUGGUGGCUUAACUAAACCUGUUUCCUCAUUUAUAAAUCAAGAAGCACCUACUUUAUAGAAUUGUUUUGAAGAUCAGAGAAUGCCAUGCAUAUUAAAUGUUUAGCACCGUUUCCAUCAUAGAAGUGUUUGAUGAAAGUUAGAUGAAACUACUUUUUUUUUAAUUAAUAAAGACUUUUAGAAGGACUGUGAGGGAUUUCUGCUUUUAAAUUCUCAGAUAUGUGGUAGUCAUGAAGAUUUCAGGCAACUUUAUUUUCAAGUCAGUUUCAUAGUUUUCUUGAGGGAGAUAAAUUAUUAUUUCCUUAGGAAAAUGUUUGAUUAUGUAAUGAGGCUUAGAGAAAACCAGUCCUGAAUCCAGCUACCUUUUACUUACCUGCUGUGAAAAUUUGAGCAAGUUACUUGCUUCAGUGAAGUUCUUUAUUUUUACAGAGAAUAUGAGAAAAAGAAAUGGGUUUGAAUUUCAGUGAGAGAGAUUUAGGUUAGAUGUAAGCACUUUCUGAUUGUAAGGCUGCCAGGCAGAUAAGAGGGACUCCUUUGUCACCACUAGGAGACCAUGCCAGAGGAACUUUCCCUUUCUGGUCUCCUGAGGCUUAUUUUGGGGCUUUUGGGAACCCAUCUAGAUGGAGCUUAAACCUGGACUUUAAUCCAAACUCCCUGCUGGAUUCUGGCUGCCACUCAGUGUUGGUUAGUCUCCCAUUCAUACAGUAGAGCAUUCUGAUACUUUUUUUCCUAUUUGGACAAAUAAAUGAAGACAGCAUAGGAUAGACAAUAUGUAUUUUAAAUAAUCUAUGAAAUAAUUGCAGAGGUUCCCAGCGGAGUUUAUAAAACUCCUUUAAAUAGCUCCUAAAGCUGUAUGAACAAAAGGGCAGGUUGGGUUGUGGGUUGGGGCAGAGGGAGAGUUAACACAGCCUUGUCUCUGGUAGAAGGAUGAGUUGAUCCUUUUAAAUUUCUUUGAAGCCAAUGACUUAAGAGUUUCCAAGAAUUAAUAAGGUGAUCGUGGAAGAAAAGAGCAGUAAUUCUCUUGAAUUUGAUAAUUUGAAUUUACCAAAACCAAACCAAACCUGUUGCUGUCGAGUCGAUUCCAACUCAUACCAACCCUGUAGGACAGAGUAGAACUGCCCCAUAGGGUUUCCAGGGAGCGACUGGUGGAUUCGAACUGUCGACCUUUUGGUUAGCAGCCAAACGCUUAACUACUGGCGCCACCAGGGCUCCGAGAAGACAAUAUAGACUUAAAUAUAGAUUGAAUGGAUUAAUGGAUAUUAAAAUAAAUACAUGGAAGUAUUCCGAGUUGCCUUUAGGAAGUUACAAAUUUAUCCUUGGCUUUAGCUUUGUUUGAGUGAAUCUGGUCAUAAAGGGUAGGCACGAUGGUUAGAACAAUAGUUCUGGAGUUAGGUAGGGUUCAAAUCCUAGCUCUACUACUUUGUAGUUGAGAAGCCUCUGGCAAGUAGUUUAACCUCUCUGAGGCUCUUGUUUCCUCAUUUGUAAAAUGGGGAAAUAGUAUCUCCCUCAUAGUUGUUGUGAAGAUUAAGUGUGAUAAUGCAUAUAGUACAGUCUAGCACAGAGCAGGUGCUUAAUAAAUGGUAGCCAUGGUGAUGAUGACAAUGAUUAGUUGCUUUCUAGAGAAUUAUCUACACUGGAAAGUUUUCUGCUGAAGAGUAAAUUGGUAUUAUUUUAAAAAAGAAAUUAUAUAUAUGCUGGUCCAAAUAAAUAAACAACAAGGUCUUUAAUGUCACAUCUGAACAACAAAAUCUUAGUUUGGAAAACAAUGUUUCUGCUUACAUUCUCACCCUUCAGAUUAUGUAGCAGCAGUAUUUGAUUUGAUCCUGUUGAUUUAUAGGGAAGUGCCCUGCUUCUGAUGUAAUAACUGUAGCUCCUGCAUGACCUAAGCAUACUUUGAUUUUUCUUAAGUUGUAUAAAUAGAAAUUAUUCAAAUAUUGGCAUUAUGGUAUGACUCCAGCUAUUUAAAAUGGGCUGUGGGUCAUUAUAUUGUUCAAACUUGGUAUCUCUUUAAAGAGUGAACUUUUCAAUAGAAAAGUGGGCAAAGGACUUAAAUCUUUUUUUAUAAAUGAAGAAAUACUUAUUUAAAAUGUAUGAAAAUAUGCUUAAGUCAUUGUAGUAAAAAAUGCAUGUAAAACUAAAAUGUUCUUAUCUCUGAGAUUGACAAAGAUUAGAAAGGUGGAGAGUACCCAGUGUUCACUCUCAUAUUACUUAGUGUUGUUGGUCAAUUGGGACCAGCUUUCUGGAAAGCAAUCUGGAAAUGUUUAUCAAAAUUUUAAAAGUAAAUAUUCUUUGACUCAGCAGUUACACAUCUGGAAGUAUAUAAUAAGGAAAUAGGGAAAGAGUACACAAUCUAUGAUCCAGUAUGUUCACUGCGGCAUUGCUAAAAACACCUCCCCAAAAUGGAACCUAUAUAAACAUCUGUUAAUGAACAUUGGUUUAAAACUGUGGCACUAUAGAAGAGAUAUGGUGUGCCAUGGUGGCUUAAUUUCAGAGGAACCUAAAGCUAAGUUCAAAUCCUGCUCCCCCACAUGUAGCUGUAUGUUCUUGGGCAAGUUACUUAAUUUGGUUAAGUCUUGGCUUUCCUCCUCUCUAAAGUGGAAAUAAUAAUGGCCCAUGCUUUUUAGGGUUGCUGUGAAGAUUAAGAGAGAUGAUACACAUAAAACACAGUGUCAAGCACAAAAAAACUCGUAUGUUAGAAAAUAUUAUUACUGUAUGCGCCUUAAAAGGGAUGAAGUAGGUCUAUUUAUAUUAAUAUUAAAGGAUGUCUGUAAUAUAGUAAGGGAAAAGCAAGUUACAGAAUAGUUUUUAUGAACCCGUUUGUAUUAAAACUGUGUGUGUGUGUUUAUGCAUGCAUGGAAGUGUUUGGAAGGACAUAAUAAUGGCUGAAAUCUGAUGAGCACUUGACUAAGUCUUAGUCACUGUUCUAAAUGCUUUACAUACAUAUUAUUACUCUGUCACUUUAUUAAAAUCAGUUAGUGAAUGUAUUUAAAGUGCUUGAAACAAUACUUGCACUUUGUAAAGUACUCAAUAAACACUAGCUAUUCUCACAUCCUGCCAUUAUCUCUGUUUUGUAGAUGAGGACACUGACACCCUGAGAGGUCUCACAGAUCAUAAGUGGCAGAGCUGAAAUUUAAAUCCAGGCAGUCUAACUCCAGUCUACCAGCCAGUAGUUAAAACUGGAUAGUAUGGGAGUUUCUGUUACUAUGGCAAUGACGGCAGGGACUACACCAACCUUUCCUAUGAGCAACCAUACCCGGGAGAGAGUGACAGUAGCCAAGCUCACAUUGGAGAAUUUUUACAGCAAUCUAAUAUUACAGCAUGAAGAGAGAGAAACCAGGCAGAAGAAAUUAGAAGUGGCCAUGGAAGAAGAAGGAUUAGCAGAUGAAGAGAAAAAGUUACGCCGAUCACAACAUGCUCGCAAAGAAACAGAGUUCUUACGGCUCAAGAGGACCAGGCUUGGCUUGGAUGACUUUGAGUCUCUGAAAGUUAUAGGAAGAGGAGCUUUUGGAGAGGUGCGGUUGGUCCAGAAGAAAGAUACAGGCCAUAUCUAUGCAAUGAAGAUACUGAGAAAGGCUGAUAUGCUUGAAAAGGAGCAGGUGGCCCAUAUCCGAGCAGAAAGAGAUAUUUUGGUAGAAGCAGAUGGUGCCUGGGUGGUGAAGAUGUUUUACAGUUUUCAAGAUAAGAGGAACCUUUAUCUAAUCAUGGAAUUUCUACCUGGAGGUGACAUGAUGACGUUGCUAAUGAAGAAAGAUACCUUGACAGAAGAGGAAACACAGUUCUACAUUUCAGAAACGGUUCUGGCAAUAGAUGCAAUCCAUCAGUUGGGUUUCAUCCAUCGGGAUAUUAAACCAGACAACCUUUUAUUGGAUGCCAAGGGUCAUGUAAAAUUAUCUGAUUUUGGCUUAUGCACGGGAUUAAAGAAAGCUCACAGAACUGAAUUCUACAGAAACCUCACACACAACCCACCAAGUGACUUCUCAUUUCAGAACAUGAACUCAAAGAGGAAAGCAGAAACAUGGAAGAAGAACAGGAGACAACUGGCAUAUUCCACAGUUGGGACGCCAGAUUACAUUGCUCCAGAAGUAUUCAUGCAGACUGGUUACAACAAAUUGUGUGAUUGGUGGUCUUUGGGAGUGAUUAUGUAUGAAAUGCUAAUAGGAUAUCCACCUUUCUGCUCAGAAACACCUCAAGAAACAUACAGAAAGGUGAUGAACUGGAAAGAAACGCUGGUAUUUCCACCAGAAGUACCUGUAUCUGAGAGAGCCAAGGAUUUGAUUCUAAGGUUUUGUAUUGAUUCUGAAAAUAGAAUUGGAAAUAGUGGAGUAGAAGAAAUAAAAGGUCAUCCCUUUUUUGAAGGUGUAGACUGGGGGCACAUCAGGGAAAGACCAGCAGCAAUCCCUAUAGAAAUCAAAAGCAUUGAUGAUACUUCAAAUUUUGAUGACUUCCCUGAAUCUGAUAUUUUACAACCAGCGCCAAACACCACAGAGCCGGACUACAAAUCCAAAGACUGGGUUUUUCUUAAUUAUACCUAUAAGAGGUUUGAAGGCUUGACUCAGCGUGGCUCUAUCCCCACCUACAUGAAAGCUGGGAAAUUAUGAAUGAAAUCACUUUCGCCCACACCCAAGAGAACUCAGGUAGCUGCAUCACCAGGCUUGCUUGGCGUAGAUAACAAUACACUGAAAUACUCCUGAAGACGGUGGUGCUUAUUGACUACAAGAGGAAAUUCUACAGGAUUAGGAUUUCUAAGACUACUACAGGAAUUGGUUGGCAGUGCCAGCUGGCUUUUUUUUUUUUUUUUAAUAUUUUAUUAUUUUUGUUAACUUUAUUAUACGAAGGUACUGGAAUAAAAGGAACGUACAUCCCUUUCUAACUGCACUGCCUAUAUGCGUAUUAAGGUCCAUUCUGCCUGUGUGUUCUGUGGCUUUCUACUGUAACAUUUUUAAUCAAUUCAGGAGAAACACAUAUCAUUUAAAGCAACAUAGGCUAACCUGUAGGUAACACUGCAGUAUUGCUGUUUUACUGCAAAUCUUAUGGGUCUAGAUAAUCAGUAAAAGCCAUCUUGCAUAGCUGUUGUUAGAAGACUUGCCCUGUUGGUUUGGACAUCUAUAGAAUAUAUAUAUGAAUUCAAUUUCUAUAAUGGUUUUAAGAAAUUUAAAAAAGGAAAUACACUGGUUAUUUAAAAAAUAAAAUUUAUGAUCAUGUUAUUACACAAACUCCACAGUAGGGAAUGACAGGUUUAUAAUAAGGAAGAGGAAGUUUAACACCUUCGCUCAACCACUGCACUAAUAUAUUCACUUUGCAUUCAGAAAUGCUGAUGACCUUUAUAUACAUAGUCUCUGUACUCAUAGGGAGAUGUACUGUAUUAUAUAAAAUGUAAAGUUGCUUUUCUUGAGACCAGAAGACUUCGUUUUUAAUAAGAGAACAUGGCAUUAUUUUAAUUUGAUUAUGGUGAGUUGAAUUUAAGAAAUGACCACAAAGGCUGCUUGUAGAACUAGUGUAUUUUUAUUAAACUAUUUUUUUAAAUGUCAGACUUCUGAUCACAUAAAUGGACUUGUAGAGAACAAAGAGCUGUUUACUUUGGUUUUCUAGAAAGUUGUUACAUAUCAUGGCUUUUAUUUCUUUUGUUGAAAACAUUUUCCUUUGAUAGUACUUGUAUUGUUGUGCCAUUAUUUUCUUAUACUCCAAAUGUACCAAAGAUCAUGAACAGAGUGGAUGUUCACAGCCGAGUAGACUUCCUUUCCUGUAGGAAUGCUGUAUUCAGACAUGACAGGUCUUUGAUAGAAGUGAGCUUAUUCAAGGGCAAUAUUGUUCAUGUUCAGCUUCAUCACUGUGGUUUAUGUAGGUGGACUUCAGGAAAUAAAUGCAGUCCAGGGGGGUUGUAAUGAGAGGAUAGGAGAGAGAACGUCAGCACUAAAUAAUUUGGUGAAUGAAAUAAUCUUUUCUGAGUUAACAUUUUAAUUCUAAAACAAUUCUCUGAGGUUUUGGUUUCGUAAGUACAAGUUGAGGAGUAACACUUUAUCAAAGAAUGGCCUAAUGGUUGUCUUAACUGUUGAUUGAUAGAAUUCGUUUUAAAUAUAGCAAUUAUAAGCAUUGCAAAUGAUCUCUGAUCAAAAUCUAAAGUGACUUAUUUAUAGGAAUGUUCUUCCUAGCAAGGAAGAAUAGCAUAGGAGCAUUAUGCAAAUCUACAAAAGCUUUUACAUAUGUUGCUGCUAGGUAGCUCCACAAUGUUUCAAUAAGGCCAUCGAGGGUUUUUUUUCCUUGUUCUUUUUUUUUUUUUUUUUUUUUUUUUUAGUAUUUGUUGAGUACUUAUGUGUUCAUGUAAUAUUUCAUCUCCAUUUUUCUUGACUAGAUCAUGUGGCUGAGUAUCUCGGAGAGAGCUAUUAAAAUUCUGGGAUUAUCUGAAUUUGGCUAUGAAUUUUCUAACUAUAACUGCCUUUAAUUUUUAAAAUAACCUUUAACAUCUGCCAGGAUUUAACAGAUUUUCUCCCCACCUACCCUUUUUUAAAAAGAACUGUUUUGCUAGUGUGAUGGUGAAUGGGUAAGAUAUGAGGACAUUGCAGUGUUCUCCUGUUCUAGUACAGAAAAACAUCAUUAAUUGAAGUUGAGAGAGAUUUGAGAGGUUGAUAUAAAAGAGCUGAACUACCUAAAUUUACUUAUUAAUUGAAUAAAAAUAGAGCACUGUGUUAUGAUCAGGAAGCACUUGGAAAUAAUUAUGAUUUCCUGGCAGUGGAAGUGUAGUGCUAUAAAGUUUACUUUGUUUAGAGUCUCAUUUUUCCCUGGAGUUAAUAGGGUGAUUCACAAUCUUUGGGGUUUUCUCUUCAUCAAAAACAUUUCUUAAGUGCCUAUCUAAAAGCAACGAAAGACUGUAUCUGCCCUUUGGAAGCUAAGAAUUUGAUUCAUGAUGCAAAUUAGCUAGAUAAUUUGCAAAGUACCCUUGAGAUUGAAUUUUCUCUGUUAUACAUUUCCCAUACUUCAGGUGAACCAUUUAAUUUAAAUGAUAAAACCCUAUCUAAUCAACUGGGCAUAAUGACAUUUUCUUUAAAUUGGACUAUUUUGAAUUAAAAGCGUUUUAUUAUAAACUGUGUGUUCUUGGUUUUUCUAAGUAUAUAGAACGCUUGUAUAACUCAGAUUUAUUGAUUUCCUGGUUUAAUGUAGAUUUUGUCUUUUUUAUUAAAAAUAUUUGUAUUAAAGCAAGUUAUGUUA